Molecule: messenger RNA, 1247 nt
Organism: Wallemia mellicola CBS 633.66
Lineage: Eukaryota; Fungi; Basidiomycota; Wallemiomycetes; Wallemiales; Wallemiaceae
Exons: 5
Coding region: 4-642 (212 amino acids)
Molecular function (GO): protein binding
Source: RefSeq, a predicted model, not a curated record
AAGAUGGAUGGACGCCAAAUAUCAGUGUAUAAACCCUACGAAAAGGACGGAAAUAGAUUAGAAUACCCGGAAUCUUACUAUGAGCCAACGUCGAGCGAGUUGGCGAGAGCGCAUACAGCGACGAGCAAGCGUCUAGAAAGCCAGUAUGAAGGACCACUUAAGACGAAAGCUAUUAGGGAGAAAGAGGAGAGACAACGCAAAGCUAAAUGGCCAACUACCAAAAUACGCAUAAAAUUCUCAGAUAGGAGUAUAAUACAGUCAGAAUUCAACAGCGUUGAUCAAAUUGGACGCGUGUAUGAUUUCGUUAAAUUGGCUUUAGACGAUAAGUACAUAAAUGAGGAUUUCUUGCUAUAUCAAAGUCCACCUAGGAUUGAGUUCAAAGUUACAGAACAAAAGUCAUUAAUCGAUUUAGGACUCGCACCAUCGUCUAUUUUAAUGAUAAAGUUCGCUAAUGAGAGCUUAAACGCGACAAAUUCUAAAGCACCCCUAAAGGGUAGCCUAGUCGAGUCUGCAGACUCGCUGCCUACACCACCGUCAUUUGAUACGCCAAUGGUUGAGCAGAAAGAAAAGAAGAAAGUAGAAACAGAAGACAAAAAGGAGAAGAAGAUACCGAAAUGGCUUUUAAAAGGUUUGAAAAAGUGAAAUUUGUACUGCCCUUAUUUUUUAUCGUACAUAUCCUUUAGAUUCCAUCAUUCUUGUUAUCAGAUGUCAAAAAACGCAUACGAUAGACACAAACAAUGGAAAUAUGAACAAGAGAAGAUAUACAGGAGGGAUUUUAACCUGGAAGCUGAAAGAGAUAAGGGAGUCACAGAAUUUGAUCUUAUAAAGCAGAAUCACAAAUUCCUUAAAGAUGAAGACCUAUACGAUAGUGAUGAGGAAGUUAAGGAGACUACAGAAGAAGUCACAGACCCGUAUGCGCAGAAGCUAUCUGAUAAAUACUACGACUCAUUGUAUAAAGAAUUCGCCAUAGCUGAUCUCAAGCAUUACAAAACACAAAUAAGCCUUCGCUGGCGGACGAAACAGGAGGUUGUGGAUGGUGUCGGAGAGACAAGCUGCGCUAAUAUACGUUGCAUGACACGAGAAUCAAAAUUGAUACCUUUCGAAUUACCAUUUAACUACAAAGAAAAUGAUAUAGCAAAGAACGCAGAAGUUAAGGUCGUUUUAUGUAGGCAUUGUUCAAAAAAGUUGUCAUACAAGCAAGACAAAGACAAAGAAGAAAAUCUCAUACGAUCCAGACGAGAACAUAA